This is a messenger RNA of Salvelinus fontinalis (brook trout), 7267 nucleotides long. Its product is annotated as protocadherin-11 X-linked-like. Gene Ontology annotation, biological process: homophilic cell-cell adhesion. Gene Ontology annotation, cellular component: plasma membrane. Bases 795 to 4520 code for a protein of 1241 amino acids. NCBI's taxonomy places the organism in Eukaryota, Metazoa, Chordata, Actinopteri, Salmoniformes, Salmonidae. The record is from RefSeq and is a predicted model, not a curated record. Gene Ontology annotation, molecular function: calcium ion binding. The transcript is spliced from 6 exons.
GGGAUCGGAUUCAUACAAUACUACUGAGACAACUAGGCACAGCUUAGCACACUGAUACAGCAUACCGUCAGCCCCACUGUAAGUGAUGCCGCACUAAGGAACACUUUCACCCAAACUCCGUUGGGGGACAGAACACUACCCAGGCUACAGUUCAUUUAUGUUUUUUUGUUGUUGUUGCUGUAUAAUAUCCUUUACAAAAAUGAAAACAGUGCUGUCAGAACUGAAGUUUUCAGACAUCGUACCAAACUGUUUAAUUUUUUGCGCGCUCUUGGAUGGAAGUUUAUGCGCUUGUUAAAAAAGCUUUAACACAUGCUUUGUGAAACGGUCUUCCGUGCAAGCGGUUUUCAGGAGAAAACAUUUUUAAAAAACACACACACGUAGGGCUAGGGCUAUUUCAUGUGAAUCAAUCAACUUGGACCAUCAGCAUCUCUCCUGCCGCCCGUAAUUGAACCACGCUUAAGUCAAGAUAUCUGAAGAGGAAUUACGUCGGCUCUUCGAGUUACAAAGUUAUUCUGCAAGCGAUGCUCUUUUUGCCUUUCGAAUGUGGACCAUAGACUUUUUUAGGACAUGGAUCAUUUUCUGUAGCGGAUAAUCCUAUUGUUUUGCGUUUUAUUUGAUUCCCGCUACCCGAAGAGGAUCUUUUUCUCUCCCCUAUUCCACUUCAGUGUAAUUAUAUGGCACUUCUAAAGCAGUGAUGUCGCUACGUGACGGGAAUUGCGAUUGAUUUUACAUAUUCUGUUCGAAGGGAUAUAAGAGUUGCAUCCUUACAAGGAAAGCUCCCAUCCUCUCUGAUUAUGGACAUAGCAGGUCAGGCUCAUGUGUUGGUGGUGUUGCUCACCUGCCUGGUCAUGCUGUCCUUGGCCCAAGAGAAGGACUACACGGUGAGGGAGGAGCAGCCCGAGAAUGUCCGCAUCGGGAACCUGCGGAAGGACUUGGACCUGAACCUUGACCCUGACUUCAAGCUGUCCUCUCCACUGCAGUUUAAGCCUGUCUACAAAACGGGCGAUGUGCCUUUGGUGAGGGUAGAGGCCAACACCGGGGAGAUCUUCACCACGGCUCAUCGCAUCGACCGCGAGAAGCUCUGCUCGGGAGUAUUCAACGAGAAGCGCUGCUUCUACGAGAUCGAGGUUGCCGUUCUGCCCGACGAGAUCUUCCGUCUGGUCAAGAUCCGGUUCCUGAUUGAGGACAUCAAUGACAACGCUCCACUCUUCCAGUCCACCGUAAUAAACAUCUCCAUCCCAGAGAACACUGCCAUCAACACCCGGUACCCCGUGCCCUCUGCAUUUGACCCAGAUGUGGGGAUCAAUGGGAUCCAACACUAUGAACUUGUCAAGAGUGUGAGUGAGUUUGGCCUGGACAUCAUCGAGACCCCGGAGGGAGACAGAUGGCCUCAGCUGAUCGUCCAGCAGAGCCUGGACCGCGAGCAGAAGGACACCUUCGUCAUGAAGAUCAAGGUGGAGGACGGAGGAACGCCACCCAAGUCCAGCACGGCCAUCCUCCAGGUCACCAUCUCCGACGUCAACGACAAUCGGCCGGUCUUCAAGGACAGUGAGGUGGAGGUGAACAUCCCCGAGAACGCACCCAUAGGAACCUCCGUCACCCAGCUCCACGCCACAGACGCAGACCUCGGCUCCAACGCCCAGAUCCACUUCUCCUUCUCUAAUCAGAUCUCCUCAUCCACCAAGAGGCAUUUUUCCAUCGACAGCACCACCGGGCUGAUCACUGUCAAGCAGCCCUUAGACCGGGAGGCCACCCCAGUCCACAAACUCAUUGUCCUAGCCAGCGAUGGCAGCUCCACCCCCUCCAGAGCUGCUGUUAUCGUCAACGUAACGGACAUUAAUGACAACGUUCCGUCCAUAGACACUCGGUACAUAAUGAACCUUGUAAAUGGAACGGUUCUACUGUCGGAGAACGCUCCUCUCAACACAAAAAUAGCCCUAAUUACAGUGACGGACAAGGACUCUGAUCUGAACGGAAAAGUGACUUGUUAUACUGACCACGAUGUUCCUUUCAGGUUAAAGCCAGUCUUUAAUGAUCAGUUCCUGCUGGAGACUGCGGCCCCCCUAGAUUACGAAACAACCAGGGAAUAUGCUAUUAAGAUAGUGGCGUCGGAUUCUGGGAAGCCUCCUUUGAACACUUCAGCGAUGGUUUUAAUUAAAAUUAAGGAUGAGAAUGACAACGCUCCCAUCUUCCCUCAGCCUGAGAUUCAGCUGUCCAUACCAGAAAACAAUGAUCCAUCCACGCAGCUCAUAAAGAUCAGUGCCAUGGAUGCAGACAGCGGUCAUAAUGCAGAGAUUAUUUAUUCUCUUGGCCCUGACGCCCCUGAUGGGUUUAACAUAGAUCGACGGUCAGGAAUCCUUUCCGUUGGCAAACGCCUGGACAGAGAGAAGCAGGAGAAGUAUUCAUUCACUGUCAUGGCGAGAGACAAUGGGUCUACUUCCCUGCAGAGCAAUGUCACAGUGAGGUUAAUAGUGCAGGACCUCAACGACAACAGCCCAGCUUUCACCCAUCCUGAGUAUAACUUCUACGUGCCUGAGAACCUGCCUCUGUACGGGACCGUGGGUCUGAUCACCGUCACAGAUUCUGACGCAGGUGACAACUCUGUCAUAACACUGUCCAUCCUGAACGGGAAAGACAAUUUCAUUAUUGAUCCCCAGACCGGUGUGAUCAAACCCAACAUCACGUUUGAUAGAGAGCAGCAGAGCUCAUACACUUUUAUGGUGAAGGCUAUAGACGGAGGGCAACCACCCAGCACUUCAUACGCCAAGGUCACCAUAAACGUUGUGGAUGUCAAUGACAAUCGACCCGUUUUUCUUAUUCCCUCGUCCAACUACUCAUACGAUCUGGUCCAGUCUACCACCAGCCCUGGGUCUGUGGUCACCAGGGUGUUCGCUAUAGACAAUGACACUGGCAUGAAUGCUGAGCUGCAGUACAGCAUAAUUGGGGAAUCACCAAGAGGGCUGUUUGCCAUAGACAAAACAACUGGUAAUAUAACUCUGCAGGAGAAGAUAGUCUCAGCCGAUCAGGGUUUACACAGGCUAGUGGUGAAAGUCAAAGACCUGGGCCAGCCAGAGUCCUUACACGCAAUCGCCCUCAUUCACCUGUUCAUUAACGAGACUGUAUCCAACGCCACGUUCAUUCAAGAGCAGCUACGUAAGAGCUUGGAGACUCCGUUGGACCGUAACGUGGGAGACAGUGAGGUCACACCCCAAGCCAACGGAUACGUGAUUGUUGUCAUCGCUAUUAUAGCUGGGACUAUGACCGUCAUCUUAGUCAUCUUCGUGACAGCCUUGGUGCGCUGUCGUCAGACGCCCAGGCACAAAGUGGUGCAGAAGGGCAAGCAGAGCGGCGAGUGGGUGUCGCCCAACCAGGAGAACCGUCAAAUCAAGAAGAAAAAGAAGAAAAAGAAGAGAUCCCCUAAGAGCCUCCUCUUGAACUUUGUCAGCAUAGAAGAAUCCAAGCCUGAUGAUCCCAGCCAGGAGCACAUUAAUGGAACCCUGGACCUGCCUGUGGAGUUAGAUGAGCAGACCAUGGGGAAAUACAACUGGGCCACUACGCCGACCACCUUCAAACCUGACAGUCCAGACUUAGCCAAGCAUUACAAGUCUGCCUCCCCCCAGCCAACCUUCCAAAUCAAACCAGAGACCCCGAUGGCGCCCAAUAAACACCACGUGAUUCAGGAGCUCCCGCUAGACAACACGUUUGUGGUGGGCUGUGACUCGCACUCCAAGUGCUCCUCCACCAGCUCAGACCCGUACUCGGUCUCAGAGUGCAGCUGUCAGGGGGGAUUCAAGACUCCUGGGCAAAUCCACACCAGACAGAAUCAGGGCCAGACACCGGAAAAGUCCUUGAACUCAGACGCAUCCACCUGUCCCCAUAAGACUCAGCGCCGCGUGACGUUCCACCUUCCGGAUGGUUCUCAGGAGAGCUGUAGCGACAGUGGUCUAGGGGACCAGGAGCCCAGCAGCAUUGCCAGCACCACUCAGCCUCUCCCCCUCGGCUUCCCCCAGGAAGAGUACUACCAACAGACCUCGCCCAACAGCCGCACCGAGGGAGACGGAAACUCUGACCCUGAGUCCACCAUGGUGGAGGUGAACCUGACCAAGGCUCUGGCGGAAGCUUCAGAGACGUGCACCCAGGAAUGUCUGAUCCUGGGCCACUCCGACAGCUGCUGGAUGCCUCCCGUCCUGGUGACCCAGUUCCAGUCUCCGUCCAACACGGGUACCCUGCCUACCCUGCCCUCCUUUGGCUUCCAGCACCAGCAGAGUUACCCAUGGGCCAGGGGAGCCAAGGCGGACGGGCGUCAGUGCCAUACCCUGGGAAGGCCUGCGCCCAAAGACGAUCUGGCUAAAGGGAUGAACCGGCCGCAGUUCUACAACACUCUGGAAAGACAAUGCAGUAGCAAGAGUAAGGUGUCUGACCCCGUCAAGGUCAUCCCUCUGGCCAGCUUUUCGUCGCCUUUGUCAAGCCAGCAGACCCCAGCCACCGAAGGAUCGUUCUUACAUGAGCAUCAGCUGUAAGGGGCCAAAGUAACACCAACCAGUUUGUCUAAUGUAUAUUGAUGUAUAUUUAACAUCAACUGUAAGGGGCUGUAAGGGGACAGAGUAACACCAACCACUUCAUCGAAUGUAUCUUGAUAUUUUGUGUGUAUAUGUGUGUGAACAUGAAAUGUGGAUGAAGGGAUGAUGACAAAACUGUUACUCAGUCUCCACAAUGUUGUUACUCAGUCUCCACUAUGUUGUUACUCAGUCUCCACAAUGUUGUUACUCAGUCUCCACAAUGUUGUUACUCAGUCUCCACUAUGUUGUUACUCAGUCUCCACUAUGUUGUUACUCAGUCUCCACUAUGUUGUUACUCAGUCUCCACAAUGUUGUUACUCAGUCUCCACAAUGUUGUUACUCAGUCUCCACAAUGUUGUUACUCAGUCUCCACAAUGUUGUUACUCAGUCUCCACAAUGUUGUUACUCAGUCUCCACAAUGUUGUUACUCAGUCUCCACAAUGAUGUUACUCUAUCUCCACAAUGUUGUUACUCAGUCUCCACAGUGUUGUUACUCAGUCUCCACAAUGAUGUUACUCGGUCUCCACAAUGUUGUUACUCAGUCUCCACAAUGUUGUUACUCAGUCUCCACAAUGUUGUUACUCAGUCUCCACAAUGUUGUUACUCGGUCUCCACAAUGUUGUUACUCGGUCUCCACAAUGAUGUUACUCGGUCUCCACAAUGUUGUUACUCGGUCUCCACAAUGGUGUUACUCGGUCUCCACAAUGUUGUUACUCGGUCUCCACAAUGUUGUUACUCAGUCUCCACAAUGUUGUUACUCGGUCUCCACAAUGUUGUAAAGAAGAGGAUCUGACAAUGGCUGUACUUAUAGAAUGAUAUUGUGCAAAAGAAAUUGAAAUGUGUGUGAAAUGACAAACUUCUUUGAAGAAAAGCCUAGCUAAAUAUUUGUCCAAUUUAAUCCAUGUACAGUAUAUAAAAAUGGUAGUCCUAUACCAAAGUAGAUUCACAACAGCAAAAAAUAUAUAUAUAAAUAUAUAUAAAAAUAUAUAUAAAAUAUAUAUAUAUAUAAUAGCUUUCAGUUUGGUAGAGAUUUUUCUGAUCACUGAUCAAAAAGAUGAAUGAAUACUAUGCAUAUUGGAACCAGCUUAGUGUGGGAACCUUCCCAAACACCAUUUCACUUACCGAUAAACAAAACGCAAAAAACAAAAAAAAACACACAGUAUAUCGUGUUGAACGAGCAGAAUCUGGCUAAAUGUUAUUUAUGAACCCAAGGUGGAAUCGUGUAUAUGUCCAAUCUCUGGUGAAAUACUGCUUAGUGUAUCCUGCAAGACAUUCAGCUCCAACUGAUGAUCCAAGGUACAUUAUCGCUUGCCUGAAUAUGGUCAAAGAAUCCCGUCUUGUUCAGGGGUCUUCAGACACAUACCUAAGCCUCAAUGGACAAACAGUGUUUCACUCUGUGUCGUGCUAACACUUUAUAUAAAUAUACAGUACAGGCUCUUCCCCCAUUAUAUUUCUAACACUGUGUUCCUCCUCAAAUGUUUCUUGUAUGGCAUGUUGCAGUGCCUUUCACCACCUUUCCCUCCACUCUAUUGCAAACCUACUCAUUUUCUACAUUAUCUUUCCCAUGUAAAAAGAACCUAUUCAUUGUCUACAUUAACUUUCCCCUGUAUUAAGAACCUAUUCAUUUUCUACAUUAACUUUCCCAUGUAUUAAGAACCUAUUCAUUUUCUACAUUAACUUUCCCAUGUAUUAAGAACCUAUUCAUUUUCUACAUUAUCUUUCCCAUUGCAGUAAGAACCUACCCAUUUUCUACAUUAUCGUUCCCCUUGUAGUAAGAACCUACUCAUUUUCUACAUUAUCUUUCCAUUGUAAUAAGAACAUAUUCAUGUUCUACAUUAUCUGUCCCCUGUAUUAAGAACCCAUUAAUUUUCAACAUUAUAUUUCCCCUGUAUUAAGAACCUAUUCAUUUUCUACAGUAUCUGUCCCCUGUAUUAAGAACCUAUUCAUUUUCAACAUUAUCUUUCCCCUGUAAUAAGAACCUACUCAUUUUCUACAUUAUCUCAUUAGAAGAAGCCUUGAACAGCCCAGACAGAGGUUUCAUGCAAGAAGAUACAGCCUUUGCUUUUCCACCAUACUUCACUUCGUUAUCUUCCUUUCAUAAAAUAUAACAUGUCCUGUACGCAUCGUAAUGAGUGCUAUGGAGCCAAUUAAGAAUAUCUCCCAAUAGUCUAAUUACGUCAUCUCCACAGUAAGUAAUAGCUGUGGUUGACAGCUCUGUAAUAGUUGUCUAGUCUCACUGAAACAUAAUAUAUUUCCUACUAGUCGGAAAAUGAAAAAGGUGGUACCAGUCAAACGUUUGGACCCACCUACUCAUUCAAGGGUGUUUCUUUAUUUUGACUAUUUUCUACACUGUCUAAUAAUAGUGUGGACUUCAAAACUAUGAAAUAACACAUAUGGAAUCAUGUAGUAACCAAAAAAGUUUUAAUCAAAUCAAAUCAAAACCACCCUUUGUCUUGAUGACAGCUUUGCAUACUCUUGGCAUUCUAUCAACCAGCUUCGUGAGGAAUGCUUUUUCAACAGUCUUGAAGGAGUUCCCACAUAUGCUGAGGACUUGCUGCCUGCUUUUCCUUCACAUUGCAGUUCAACUCAUCCCAAACCAUCUCAAUUGGGUUGAGGUCGGGUGAUUGUGCAGACUAGGUCAUCUGAUGCAGCACCAUCACUCUCCUUCUUGGUCAAAUAGCCCUUACACAGCCUGGAGGUGUGUUUUG